UACACCACUACACUUUAUUAAAAGCACAAUAAUGGAAUAAACAAAAAAAUAAAAACAAAAGUAUCAAAGAAAAGCAAAUAGUUGCUGAUGCACAUAGAGUCAGAGUUUUCAUUGUAUUGAAUGCUGUUUGUUAGGCUUAAGCCCACAUCGUCGUCAUUAUUUUUCUGAACACUGUCGCUGACGUCGUCAUUAUAAACAACAUUAACAAAAGCAAAUCCAUUAAAAAAAAGAACUUCAUUGCGUGGAUGGAUGGAUGGUGGUGUUGACUUUUUAGUCUGCGAAGAUAUUCAGUGUAUUAAAAACAAAAUUUUAAAAUUCUAUUUGGAAAAAGAACGAAACAAUAAUAAUAAUAACAACAAUAACAAAAAAAGAAACAAAUGUUGACCAUGAAAAUGUUUGCCAAAUAUUUGUAUAAAUCGAUAAACAACUUAUAUGAGUUAAAACAAAAUUCACAAUUACUCUACUAAUACAAAUUUCAAAUAGUAAUAACAACAAAGAAAAUUCCUAAAAAAAAGUGAAAUAUUAAGUAAAAAAUUUCUCAAAAUAAAAAAAUACAAAAAACAAUUAUCGUUUUCAACAACACCUAAAGUUAAAAGAAUUUUCAACAUCACCAUUUUACCUUUAACGUCAAAAUGGAUGGUCAACGCGCUCGCGACAUACUCACAUUGUUGCAGGAGCGCGUCGUUUUCCUAACCGGUGGUCGUGAUCGUCGUGGUGGUCCUCUACUAUGUUUUCCGGCUACACCUAGACGUGAUCGUUUGAAGCCAGAUGACUUAAGGCGUCUUUUGAGUUAUCUUAUAAUGAUACCAAGUGAUUCGGCAAAAAAUUUGGGUUUCACUGUCAUUAUUGAUAUGCGCGGCAAUGGCAAUUGUUCGACAAAUGUCAAGGCCAUAUUGAAAGUGUUGCAAGAGCAUUUCAGUGCCAACAUACACAAUGUUGUCAUCAUAAAACCGGAUAAUUUUUGGCAAAAACAACGAGCCUCAAUAUCCUCACACAAAUACAAAUUCGAAACAUCAACUAUAUCGAUUGAAGCUCUAAAUAAGAUAGCCGAACCAAAUCAAUUGACUUCAGACUUUGAUGGCAAUCAAAUAUAUGACCAUCAACAGUGGACCGAUUCUCGUUUGGCCAUAGAGGAUUUCUUUUGGCAGGCUAGUGAUUUGGCCGAUCGUAUAGAUGAUUUACAGGAGGAUUUGCAACGUAAUGACUUUGCCGAAGAUGUUAAUGGUGCACGUCAUGCUCUAGAUCAUCAUAAUGAAAUGAAAAAGAAAAUACUCAAAUUACCGAUUGAGGAUUUGGAUGUACAGGGCAAGAAGUUGUUGACAAAGAUUAACAUGAGCAGUGGCUGCAGUGCAGGAGCGGGUGCCAGUGGUGGUGAUUGUGGUGGCAGUGAUUCUGGUACUUCUUCACAGUCUCGUGUACCCACUAAUAAUCCCGAUAUGUCGGCCGCUAUCAGCAAGGCCUUAAGGCAAAUUGAUCUUAUACACUCUGGCCAGCAGCGUUUACUUACCUUGUGGCAGCAUAAAAAGGUGAAACUAGAUCAAUGUUUCCAGUGGCGUUUGUUUGAACAGGAUUGUGAGAAAAUGUUCGAUUGGAUUUUACACAAUAGAGAUGUUUUUCAAAUGUCUUAUGUGGAAAUUGGUCACAACUAUUCAGUGGCCAAAUCAUUACAAGAUGAACAUCAAAAAUUUGCGGUAGCCUCUAUGAAUGUCUCGGUGAAUAUUGAUCGUAUUUUGGCCGUUGCCUCUAGACUUAUAGAAAGUCAACAUUAUGCCGCACAAAAUAUUAAAACUUUGGCUACACGUUUAGAUCGCACCUGGAAAGACUUUGCUGCUGGCUUAGAUGAGCGUACUGCUGUGCUUCAACUAAGUGUGCUAUUUCAUCAUAAGGCUGAACAGUAUUGCAAUAGUGUGGCAUCUUGGGCUGCUGCUUGUCAGGCUUCGCAACCAUUGCCUUCGGAUAUACAAAGUCUCGAAACGGCUAUACGUACUCAUCAGUCUUUGUACGAGGCCAUGUGUCAGGCUUAUACCGAAGUUCAUUCUACCAGCAAGAAAUUACUUUAUCAAUUGGAUCAUUUAGUGCAGGUGUGUAAUCAACCUCCUCCCCCUGGUGUUCCAGAUCACCGUAAAAAUAGUACUUACAACAAAUAUGGUCGUCAAAAUCCAGCUGCUGAUUAUAGCGAAGGAGCUUCGCAUGUUCUGGCUGUAAUACAUCAGAUACUGGGUCAUCAUCGCUCAUUGGAAUCCAAGUGGCAUCAAGAAAAAAUACGUUUGCAUCAAACUUUGGCUCUUAGACUGUUUCAGGAGGAUGUAAAACAGGUUCUGGACUGGCUCAAGAAUCAUGGUGAAGUGUUUGUACGUAAAAAUACUGGAAUUGGUAGAAAUCUACAAAAGGCUCGCGUUUACCAAAAGUCCCAUGAACAUUUCGAGAAUGUGGCCCAAAAUACCUAUAGUAAUGCUGAAAAACUGUUGGCAGCAGCGGAUGAACUGGCACGCAGUGGUGAGGCAGAUCCCAAUGAAAUUUACUCCGUAGCCCAUGAAUUGGAAAUACAAGUUGCUAGUUUUGCCGAACGGGUGGAACAGAGGAGAAGGCGCCUCGAUAUGGCUGUCAUUUUCUAUACACACGAGAAGGAGGUAACUGCCUGGAUUGAUCAAUUAAGGGCAGAUGUUUCCACAGAUGAAACCAUGUUAUCGCAAGAAAAUCUCGAAGGCAUAGAAAGACUUUUGCAACAAUAUAGAGAUCAGCAGGAUAACACGGUUAAAGGCUGUAUGCAAACAAUUGCUCAAGGAGAGGCACUUCUGCAAGAAAUGAGAUCUUUAGAGUAUUCAGACAACACAGGUUCCCUAUCGGCUUUAGAGGCGGCUUUGGAAAAGCUGUCAAAACAAAAAAUAGAACUGGAGGAAUUAUGGUCGGCACGCAAGUUCCGAGCAGAUUUAAUAUUGCGUUUGCGUUACUUUGAACGUGAUGCCAUGGAACUAUCAUCGCAGCUGGAAAUAUGGUCUGAAGAACUGCAGCAUGCAGAUCUAUCACGUGACUACCAAAAAGCCGAACAACUAAUACGCAUGCACAACGAAUCGGUUAGUGACAUACAAAAUGCCACCUAUGAAGUGCUCGAGCAGGGACAGGAGCUUUUGCAAAUGUUUGAAUCUGCUGGUUUUAUUUCCAUGGCAGAUGCCACCCACACAGCUCAAGCUCGCAUAGAAUAUUUGUUAAACUUUUUGCGUGAACGUGAAAUUGAUCUUGAAGAGUUGUCGGAGGCCAAACGCGCUAAACUAGAACAGGCUGUGCAACUGUGUCAGUUUCAAAAUGAUGCCAAUCAAGUUAUUUCUUGGAUACGCAACGGUGAGGCCAUGUUGGUGGCCAGUUUUGUUACACCCAACAGUUUGCAGGAGGCAGAGCAAUUGCGUAAAGAACAUGAACAGUUUCAGGUAGCUAUUGAAAAGACACACACUUCUGCCGUACAAGUCAAAUACCGGGCCGAUGCUUUAAUCAAUGCCAAUCACUAUGAUCCACAAUCCAUACGUGAAAUAUCCGAUGAUGUCACAAAAAAGUGGCAACAAUUGGUUACAUAUGCCGAAGAACGUCAUAAACUGGUCACAGCCUCCAUAAACUUUUAUAAAACUGCCGAACAGGUCUGCUCAGUGUUAGACAGUUUGGAAAGGGAAUAUCGCCGUGAAGAUGACUGGUGUGGCGGUGGCGGCUCCAGCGAUAAAGCCCAAACAAUUGUGCAACUAAUCUCCAAGCAUCAAGAACAAAAGGAAGCUUUUCUAAAGGCCUGUACCCUGGCGCGCAGAACAGCGGAAACUUUCCUCAAAUACGCCAAUCGAUCACAACAGUACUACGAAUAUCAAUCUCAAGGCAAUUGUGAAAAUCGUGUAAAAACCAUUUUAGACAAGCUGCUUACUCAGGAAAAUCAAGUGCUGGAAUUUUGGACACAGCGUAAAAAGUCAUUGGAUCAAUGUCAACAAUUUGUACUCUUUGAGAGAAGUGCCAAACAGGCCAUCGAAUGGAUACAUAAUACAGGCGAAGCCUAUUUGUCAUCACGCACUAAUCUGGUGGGUAAAACUCGUGAAGAAACCGAAGGUUUGCUCAAAGAGCACAACGAGUUUAGGGGCACAGCAAAGGAGACAAGAGAACGUGUUAAGCUACUAAUACAAUUGGCCGAUAGUUUGGUGGAAAAGGGACAUGCUCAUGCGAGUUCCAUAAAGCAAUGGGUUGCAUCUGUUGACCAAAGGUACAAAGAUUUUAGCAACCGCAUGGAUUCCUAUAGGGAACAAUUGGAAAAAUCGUUGGGUAUGUCUAUGGUAGCAGAAUCUGAUGCCAACACUUCUAUUAGUUCCAUAACCGGUUCUUCUACAUCAACCGACCGACACUCAGAUCCUACACUUGAAGCAAAAUUGACCACCUCUACUACAGUAGCGGCCAAAGAAAUUAACGAAGAAAAACGCAAAUCGGCACGCAGAAAAGAAUUCAUUAUGGCUGAACUUAUGCAAACGGAAAGAGCAUAUGUUAAGGAUUUAGAGACAUGCAUUAAAUGUUUCCUUGAAGAAUUUCGUUCAGGCCAAGGUGCUCCGGCAGCUCUUUCGGGCAAGGAAGAUAUUAUUUUCGGCAAUAUACGAGAAAUCUACAAUUUUCAUCAUAAAAUAUUUCUACGUGAACUGGAGAAAUAUGAAACUAUGCCGGAAGAUGUGGGCCAUUGUUUUGUCACCUGGGCCUGUAAGUUCGACAUGUAUGUACACUAUUGCAAAAACAAACCAACAUCGAAUAAUAUGCUAGUACAACAUGCGGGCACAUUUUUCGAUGAAUUACAACACAAACACAAGGUAGAACAUCCCCUGCCGGCUUAUCUAAUCAAACCCGUACAACGUAUUACCAAAUAUCAACUGCUACUCAAAGAUUUACUCUCCUGCUGUGAAGAAAGUCAUGGUGAAAUAAAGGAAGGUCUUGAGGUUAUGUUAAAUGUUCCGAAAAAGGCAAAUGAUGCUAUGCAUUUGUCUCUACUCGAGAACUGUGAUGUUUCCAUAGAUGGUUUGGGAGAGGUUGUUUUACAAGAUGCAUUCCAAGCCUGGGAUACUAAGCAAUUGAUAAGAAAGGGAAGAGAAAGGCGGGUAUUCCUAUUCGAUAUGUAUUUAUUGUUUGCUAAAGAAGUCAAAGAUUCGAAUAAUUCAGUAAAAUAUCAAUUUAAAAGCAAGCUAAUGACUACAGAUCUUGGCAUUACGGAACACAUUGAAGGUGAUGAGACUAAAUUUGCCGUUUGGACUGGUAGAUCACCCAUGCUAUCCGACUGUCGCAUUGUACUUAAAGCCAAUAGUUUGGAAACAAAACAAAUUUGGACUAAGAAACUGCGAGAAGUAAUGCAAGAAACCUGCUUCUCUAGCACCUCACUUACUUUACCCAAAUCUCCAGCGAAGAAUUCUGGUUCUUCUCAACGUUCAUCGAGAGAUCUAGAUGAUCCUAUGACCGAGAAUGAUCCUGAUCGAUGUUCUCUGGCUAGUUUUGGUUCUGGUAAUACAACUGACAGUGACAAUAAGAUUGGUACACAUGAAGCUACUUGGGUUAUAUCCGAUUACAUUGCUUCGCCUGGAUCGAAUGAACUUAGUGUUAGUAAAGGACAACAAGUUGAAAUAGUUGAACCGCCUACAGCAAAUGAACCAGAUUUCUGUGUAGUACGUCUCAAUCCACAGAGUGAUGAUGCGGCUGUACAGGAAGGUUUAGUGCCAGUAUCUAUAUUAAAACCACCACCUGGUUCUCAAAAGACAAGCUCAAAUCGUAAAGAUAAAGGUGAUGUCAUACAAGACCAAACCAAUAAUCGUAGUAAACCAGAUUCCCUUACAUCGUCCACUAAAAGGAGAGGCCUUGGAGGGCGCAAGUGGCUACCGCAGAUUGGUCGUAAACCAACGCAAAACAAAGUGGAAAAAACACCCGAAAAGUUAUUGGUCAAAAAAUUAUCCGAGAAAAAUUUCAAGUUGCCACCGAAACAAGCAGAAGAUCCCAACACAUCACAAUUGGCCUCAGCUAACACAACAUCACAGCUUAAUAUAUCACAACAGGACUAUGAAGCUGAAGAGGAGGUUGGUCUUGAAUUACCGCCCCCCAUGAAACCCAUACAAGAGCCACAUUUGAUGUCAAAUGGACCGCCAACCUUUACAAAAGACAUGAAGGAUAAUCCAUCGGCAAUGGCCAGUACCGGUAAAAUGGAUGGACUCUCAGAAAUUGAACAAAUUGUAAAAGAAAAAACGGAAAAACAUGAAGAGAAAUCGAAAAUUUUCAGUGAAAGCAAUGUCCGUAAUACAAGUAUUGGUGUUGGUGCAGGAGGCGGCAAUAGCAGUAGCAGCAGCUGCAGUGGCGUUGCUGGUGGCAUCAAUGCAAGCGAAAACGCCGAAUUUGUUUAUCCCAACAGUGAUAGCGGCGUCAAGGCAGAAAAUAAUGGCGAAAACACACACACCGAAGCCAGUGAUAAUGAAUCUGUACAAAAGCACAGAUUUCCGGCACUAGCCGAACUUUUAUCGACGGAAGAAAUGUACAUAAAGGAUUUGGGCGAUAUUGUCAAUGGGUACAUAAUGGAAUUGAGGAAUGUGAAUAGUGAUAUACCAUUGCCAAACGAUUUAAAGGGGCCCAAAGGACAAAUAGUUUUUGCUAAUAUAGAAGCCAUUUAUGAAUGGCAUAGAGAUUAUUUCUUAAAGGCCUUAAUACAAAGUCAGAAAACACCAACCGAAUUGGGAUCAAUGAUCAAACGUUAUGCCAAUAAAUUUCAAAUGUACAUCACAUAUUGUAAUAAUAAACCAAAGUCGGAGCAUAUUGUAACCGAACAUGCCCAAUACUUUGAUUUGGUGCGACAGAAAUUGCAUCAUCGUUUGGAUUUGAGUGAUUUGUUAAUAAAACCCGUGCAAAGAUUAACCAAAUAUGUUUUAUUACUACACACCAUAACCAAACAAAUCGAGCAGGCUGGCCUAGUCGAAGAUGUACCCAUUAUGAAGGAGGCCUGCAAUGUUAUGAAUGCCAUUUGCAAAGAUGUUAAUGAUAUUAUGGUCCUGCGUCGCCUUAAAAAUUUCGAUGGCAAUAUAACAGCCCAAGGUAAAUUGCUACUGCAUGGUCCUUUAACUUGCAUUGAGAAUGGCAAAAAUACCGCUGAGGGCAAAAUGCGUGAAUUGCAUGUGUUCCUGUUUGAACAAGGCAUUUUCUUUACUGAAAGACACAAUUCUAAAGUUCAAUUUUCCAGCCCAACCUACAUUUAUCGUUCACACAUUCAGGUCAAUAAAAUGCAACUGGAUGAGUGGCCCAACAAUCGUUUUCUCCUCAAAUCAACCGAUCCCAAUCGUCCGGAUUUAAAUAUGAUUUGUUAUGCCGCCACCAUUGAUUCGCAUCGUGAAUGGCUCGACACCAUACGCAAACAGUUGCAAUUUCAAAAUGAUUUUCUCAACGCCUUAAUACGACCCAUCGCCUAUCAACAACAACAGCAACAACAACAAACAAAACACAAUCAUAGCGAAUUAAAACAUGAACACAGUCGAGAGCAGCUAUAGCCAGAUGAUUAGAAACUAAUUUUUUGUGUUAAAAAUUAAAUUUAUAGACAAUUCUUUACAACAGUAAACACAGUGUACUAAGCAUAAUCCAGUGAAGUCAAAAAAAGGAAAUUAAGAAAAAUUCGAAUUAAAAUCUUACUACUCUGGUAUCCUAGAAACAAAAACAAAAAACAUAAUAAUAAAGAGAGACAAAAUACAAAAUUAUUAAAUUAACAAAAAAAAUACACAUAACUUAACAUAAGCAAACAUUAUGUGUGUGUGCUCAGUUAUUUAUAUACUCAGUUAAUGUGUAACAAUCUACAAAUUAUGAAAAGAACAUUGAUAACAAACAGACAAACAAACAUACAUAUAUUUUUAGCAAAAGUAAAUUGUAAUAUACUAUAUAUAUAAAUACAAUACAAAAAACAAAAACAAA
This is a messenger RNA of Lucilia cuprina (Australian sheep blowfly), 7935 nucleotides long. It is a transcript of the gene trio, whose product is annotated as triple functional domain protein. The record is from RefSeq and is a predicted model, not a curated record. Gene Ontology annotation, biological process: axon guidance. The transcript has 20 exons. The coding region runs from base 633 to 7520 and encodes 2295 amino acids. NCBI's taxonomy places the organism in Eukaryota, Metazoa, Arthropoda, Insecta, Diptera, Calliphoridae. Gene Ontology annotation, cellular component: cytoplasm. Gene Ontology annotation, molecular function: protein binding; guanyl-nucleotide exchange factor activity.